UAAAAGCUUUUGAAAUCCCAAGUCCAGUACACACAAUGUUUUGGCGCGCCGAUGAUCAUAGCGUAACCGCAAUUGUUCUUCUUACACAGAACUGAAAAUCCCCAAAUUCAAUUCACAUCGAAACGACGACGAUGACAAUCUCCGAAACCGACGAUUCUUUCACAAACAGUAAUGACGAUCGACGUCUCAGUCUCAUCGACGUUUCUUCCGCCGACGAUUCUCUCAUCGCUAGAGACGAAUUCGAUGAUGCCGCUACCAAAUUCCAGGAGUGGGAGCGGGAACCUAAUCACAUUCAAAACAGAAAGUGUGAUUUGCGACAAAGUUUAGCUUGGGAUAAAGCCUUUUUCACAAGUGCUGGUGUUUUGGAUCCCGAGGAGUUGAGUAGUAUGAUUGAGGGUGUUGGGAAGGGUGAUAAGCGUGCAUCGUCGUUACCAGCGAUUCAAGAGGAUGUGCAUGGGUCAUAUGAGUCCAUUUCUACUUUAAGCAACAAUAGUUUGACCCAGGAGAGUCUCGAGGAUGAUUUGUUUGAGGAUGUAAGAGCUUCGAUUCAGAACUUUGGCAGGAUGUCUGAUGUGGCGAGGGCUAACAGAAAAGUUUCAUCCGGGUUCCAAACUGGUAGCUCUUCUAAAGAGGUUGGCAUGGCUUCCUGUAAGAAGGACUCAAGUUCCAAGAGUCCAAGUGCAGGCAUGCAAGGCACAGGGAAGUUGACAAAGAAGAAUACUAUUUCUCCACACCUUUCACGGAAAUCUGUUGCUAGAAGGGAAGAGUCAUCUAUUUCAAAGCAACCAAGGACACUAGGAAAAUCUAGUCCAAGUUCAACAAUAUCGUUCAGUAGAACUUCUCUUGGUGGUCUACAUGUCAAAAGCGAAAAGGACAAGGCAAAUAAAAAAAAUGGUGCCUUUUCAGGUAAGGUCAAUUGUUUGAUGAACACAUCUGUCAUUAAAGGUACUCAACUUAAUGGGCUUAAACCCAUCACAUUAUCCAAAUCCCCAUUAGGUCUAUCAGUUGCAAUGAAAACAAAAUCCCCAAUUUCCCCAUCUUCCAGCAGCAACUUAUCCAAUAAUAUUAGCAAAUCAUCACCAUUGAAUUCCUUGAAAAGUAAAGUUGACGCUGGAACAAAAAAGCCACUCUCUUCUUGCUCAAUUGUCAGAACACCACCAAGAACUGAUUCGAGAGAUAAAAUUGGGUCUAGCAAUUCUAGUCUUUCAGGCUUGGUGCCCAUCGCCAAGUUCUCUUCAAGCAUUUCGCCUGCUAGCUCUGUUAGUGACUGGUCUUCAGAAUCAUCGUCAUCAACUUCUAUGACUAAAUUUAGGUCUAACAAUUCAAGGACUACCUUUCACAGUAGCUCUAGCAGAAAGCACUUACCAGAGAAUGAUGCUCAAUGCUUUUCAAAUUCUCAAAAAUCUCGGAGUGGUUCAUGCUUAGAAGGAAAGAAGACUAGGGAUGCUGGAUCCAUCGGUCAGUGUGUAAGGGCUUCUGCUGCAGGAAUGGCUCUUACCCCUUCUCCCAAAAAACCUUUAGCCCUUCGACGGUCAUCACCCAAGAUUGGCUUCUUUGAAGGGGUGAAACCGCCAGUCCGCAAUCCACGUGGGGGGAUGCAACCACACACUAUUGUACCACAAGCAAGGGCCAGUCCUUCUAAAGGCCAAAACAAAGCAAAGCUUGGAAAGCUGAAAUCACCAAGAUCAAUCAUAUCACCCAAAAACAAAGAGUUCAAUAACCAACAAGAUUUGCAUCCGGUUCCUCUUCAUGAAUCAUCAGAUGAUGAAAAUAAGACUUCUAUGGCUUUACAGCCUGUCGAAAGCUCCACUGUUGCGUCCACGGAAGUUCAAAACCAAAUACAUCUUAAGGCUGGUGAAGGUAACUUGGAUGCCAAUAAUACCAUGGUCGAAGUGCACCGUAUAGAUGCACAUGAUCUAAAUCUUAGCUAUCCACAGGGAAAGUCUCAUUAUGAUGAUCAAGUUGAUUGUUUGAGCCGACAAGUUGAACUUAUGGAUAUAAAUACGACAACACAAACAUAGCACACCAGCGAUAUUGUUUCUCUCUUGUCAAAUACUUACUCAAGUUUACUCAUUCUCCUAGGUGGGAGGAAUUUUUGAAGGGUCGUUACUUCAUUUACUUGGCUUAUCUUGGAUUCUUUUCCCAGCCAAUUUUUAUAUACUAGCUUGCACAAAGAGGUCCUUGAUGUCAAUAAUCAUUGGGCAAUAUAGAUGAUGGUUGUGACUAACGUUUUAAUAGAUUCAAUAAUUCUAGUCGUAAACAUUUUGAAGAACCAAGGUUUGACUAACUCAAUCGUCCCAUUCUCAUAGUCAUGGACCAGUAGCACGCCGAAAUUUGAAAGAAUAUCUUUAUACGUUUUUGUUUUGGAAACAAGUGAAUGAUGAUAUUUUAGUUGGCUUUUAUUUCCACCAACUUGUGCAGAUUUAAACCUUUUCUUGAGAGCUGUUCAAGAGUAGGGGUGUUUUGGGAUCUAUUUAUUUACAAGAAUAACUUAUGAAGGACACGUUCCAUUUAAUAUCAA
Messenger RNA from Cicer arietinum (chickpea), 2521 nucleotides. RefSeq lists its product as uncharacterized. Gene Ontology annotation, molecular function: microtubule binding. The record is from RefSeq and is a predicted model, not a curated record. NCBI's taxonomy places the organism in Eukaryota, Viridiplantae, Streptophyta, Magnoliopsida, Fabales, Fabaceae.